Fusarium verticillioides 7600 is the source of this 246-nucleotide messenger RNA. RefSeq lists its product as hypothetical. The transcript has a single exon. The record is from RefSeq and is a predicted model, not a curated record. NCBI's taxonomy places the organism in Eukaryota, Fungi, Ascomycota, Sordariomycetes, Hypocreales, Nectriaceae. The coding region runs from base 1 to 246 and encodes 81 amino acids.
AUGUAUCAACUAUCUAGCACCGCUACCAUCUGCGAAUCCUGCCGCCAUCUUAUCGACUACACCUCCAACAAGUCCUUCUGCUCUCUUGUCAUGAGCCCCGUGACGAGUGGUCUAAGCAUGAACCGCAUUGACGAGAUCGAGGAAAGGGCGUGUUUUGAAGAGCCGGCUGAUUACAGCUCUUAUGUUGAUAGUCAGUUUUGCAAGCGCUGCAAACCAGAUGGUAAGCAAGGUAAUGUUGAGGUCUAA